ACCGUUUUAACUGUCGUACUGAACAGAUYGCUUUUUGAGAACRAGUAAUUGUUAGAGAAUUUAUUAAAAUGUCUUUUUCAAGAUACCCAAAUCAGARAAGUGUCUGGAACCAGGGCUCGCUUUACCAGGAGAACGAGCGUUUGAAAGUCUUGCUCAGAGAUGAACAGGCAAAAUGGUUACAUGAACAUACCAGUGCUGCCAAGCUGAGGCAGGAACUGUUUAACACUAGGGUCCAGCUGGAAGAUCAGAAGUCUCUGACAGAAGUUUUUAUCCAGAAGGAGAAAGAGAUUCGGCAAGAAAUGCUGGAGAGAAUUCAAAGGUACCGUAAAGCAGAUACUCUGAGAUGUGCCAGCAUCGCUUCCCACGUGGUUCUUCAACAGGAACACAAAGAACUGAAAGUGUCCUAUGUUGUCAGCCAGGAGAAACUUUCAUCUGAGCUCCAACUGGAAAAACAAAAAACUCUGGAGCUCCAGAAAUACCUAGAUGAGGCCAAAAACUUGAAUGACCAGCUGAGCUUGGAGGUUGCUUCGCUUAGUCAAGAGUCUUUGAAGUUCCAAGAAGAAUCUGAGGAGAACCGGCGUCUGUUAGAUGCGGAAAAAAACAAGUCGAUUCUUUUACAACAAAACAUGUCAGAGCAAAUCGAGGCUUUGWCGAAAAACGCUCAAGAAAAUCAGAAAAAAAUGAUGGAAGAGCUCCAACAAAUGAAAACGGCUUACCAGGAUCUUAAAGUCAGCAAAGACUCCGAUAUUCUGACUUACAAGGUGUUGUCGGAAGCAUUUUCACAAGAGCUCAACGCAUCUUUGCAGGAAAACAAGAAAGAGCUGGCGAAAAUGAACACCCUCCAGUCAGAAAACAAGACCCUGCAAGAGACGGUGGCUCAGAUGAUCCAAGAGCUGCAAAAUAUGAAAACUGAGAACCAGACUGAGCGUGAAAAGAUGGAAACAGCUUACCAGCAACUUAAAGCCAGCCACGAUAUAGAAGUCCAGACUUACAAAAUCCAGUCUGAAACAUAUUUACAAGACCUCAACAAACAAAUUAAAGAUUAUUUUCGGAGUGAGAAGCAAUACCUGCAGAUAACCAACUUUCUCCAGGCAGAAAACAAGACUCUGCAGGACAUUGUGACCCAGAAGACCCAGUUGUUGGAAAAACAGAAGGGGUUCAAACAGAUGGAAUCAUCUCAGAGACACCAGAAAGCCAGCCUGGAGGUGGAGGCUCCGUCAGAAGCUUUGUUUCUCAGCCGAAACGUUCCAGCUGGCAAAGCCCUCCUGCAGGUCUCUGGUGGUGAGACCACAACUCCAGAGAAAAACACAUCCUUCUGGGAAAGAACCCGACACCUCCUUGGCCUGACGAAGCCCAAGAGUUGGAAAAA
Austrofundulus limnaeus is the source of this 1369-nucleotide messenger RNA. RefSeq names its product coiled-coil domain-containing protein 158. Lineage: Eukaryota; Metazoa; Chordata; Actinopteri; Cyprinodontiformes; Rivulidae. The record is from RefSeq and is a predicted model, not a curated record.